UCUUUCCAUUUUCUUUUCUUUUUCCCAUUUCAAAGCCAAAACCAAAAAGCCUUGUUUUUCACUCUUCCGGGUCUUCUUCCAAGUUGCAACCAAACCCCAUCUUAAAGCAAGCUCUCUCUAUUUUUCUUGAGUCGCAGAGCGGUUUUUGGUGGCCGUGGCGGUGACAAAACACCCACCAAUUCCAAAUGGAAUACACCACAAGCUCAAGGCCUCAAGAAAUCAGAGAGAAGCCGUAUUCGUAUUCCCCCAUAAACUCACCGAGGAGCAACAACAAUGGCACGACCACCAACGCCAACAGCAGCGUCUGCAGCAGCAGCAGCCCGGCGGUGGGGACUCAAAUCCCGACAACCCCGAAAGUCUCAACUCCCAGAUCUGACUCCAAUCCCUACCCGACAACCUUUGUCCAAGCUGACUCCUCGAACUUCAAACAUGUUGUCCAAAUGCUCACCGGCUCCUCGGAAACUGUCACUCACCAGUCCUCCCCCAAACCCACAGCCGCCGCCCACCACAACAGCCACCACCACCACCACCACCACCAAGAUCCAACAAUUUUGCCACCCUCCAAUAAAAACUUCAACAUCCCACCAAUCAAAACCGCCCCACCGAAAAAGCAGGGCUUCAAGCUCUACGAGCGGCGGAGCACCAAUCUCAAAAACACCCUCAUGAUCAACACCCUCAUCCCCAACUUCCAAUCGGCUUCUGGGUUUUCUCCACGUCAUCAGGAGAUUCUCUCACCGAGCCUACUCGAAUUCCCGUCACUCACCCUCAGCCCGGUGACGCCGUUGAACGACCAGUUCGACAAGUCGGCGUCGUCGCCGUCACUGGGAAAUUCUUCGUCGGAGGAGGACAGGGCGAUUGCGGAGAAAGGAUUUUACUUGCACCCGUCGCCGAGGGCUACGACGACUCCGAGAGACCCGGAGCCGCGGCUUCUGCCUCUGUUUCCGGUCACUUCGCCGAGAGUUUCUGGGUCGUCUUCUUGAUCAAAUGACGAGUAGAGAGAGAGAGAGAUGUGUAGUAAGUAAUAUUUACUGUGAGUGGGUUUUGAUUAAAAUGAUCAUCAGGAGAAGUGAAGAUUAAUGGGUUUUGGAUGAUUUUUCAAUGACAGGUACAGAUCUUUGUUUUAAUUGUACAAUUUCAUAUCUCUUCCAUAAAAAUGCUAAAAAGCUUAGCUUUCAACUUC
Malus domestica (apple) is the source of this 1180-nucleotide messenger RNA. RefSeq names its product VQ motif-containing protein 4-like. The record is from RefSeq and is a predicted model, not a curated record. NCBI's taxonomy places the organism in Eukaryota, Viridiplantae, Streptophyta, Magnoliopsida, Rosales, Rosaceae.